Molecule: messenger RNA, 556 nt
Organism: Protopterus annectens (West African lungfish)
Lineage: Eukaryota; Metazoa; Chordata; Ceratodontiformes; Protopteridae
Product: E3 ubiquitin-protein ligase TRIM39-like
Exons: 2
Coding region: 203-556 (117 amino acids)
Molecular function (GO): zinc ion binding
Source: RefSeq, a predicted model, not a curated record
UUACUAAAUGCUUAUUCAGUUUGUUUUAGUCCUUGUGAUUCUGGAUUGUGAACACUAGUUAUGCGUGCCCUGAGGAAAAAGGAUUUGCUACUAAGCAACAAAAGUCUUCUGUGCUAAAUAUAGAUAAUUAUUUGUAAAAAAAAAUUAUUAAAAAAAAUAAAUAAAAGAAAAAAAACUCUGAAACAGUGACGAGAUUGUCAAUAUGAUUCGCAGAUCUCGAAGACAUAAGUUGGAGCAGACAAGGCAGGAAACAAACUGCAGGGAGAAAACGAAGAGACAGAAUAUGAAUUCUACAAAUAGCAGACCAGAACAGUGCUGUGGAGUGCAUGGACGGAGACUGGAGCUGUUCUGCCAGGAAGAUGAGACAUUUAUUUGUGUCCUUUGUGUUCCCAGACAUUCCAGCCACAAUUUUAUGCUCCUGCAUGAGGCCUUCAGUAUAUACAAGGACAAGCUGAAAAAUGCUUUAACAUCUGUGGAAUCCAAAGUGCAAGAACUUAAAAAUUUGCAAAAGAAGAAAGCAAAAGAAAUUGCUGAUGUACAGGCAAGUAGACUCUGA